GGAAACACGUACACUCUAAUUUCAGCCAAUCAGCGACAGACACGACCGGAGUGGCUGUACCAAAUACGCCUGCCUAAAGUUGCAAUCCGUUCUGCAAGUUUGUACGUAUAACAACGACCUAUACCCAGGUCUUUCAGUGAUGGCUGGUGUCUUGCUACUUCUGUUGACAUACGUAGCUUUUUCAUUCGCUCUCUAUUCCCCUGGUGAUGAUGUUAUCGAGCUGACACCACAGAACUUCCAUUCAAAAGUAAUAGAAGGAGAUGAACUGUGGAUAAUUGAAUUCUAUGCUCCAUGGUGUGGCCAUUGUAAAGCUCUUGCCCCAGAAUGGAAAAAAGCAGCUACUGCUCUCAAGGGUAUUGUGAGGGUAGGGGCAGUCAAUGCUGAUGAGCACGGUGGAUUGGGAUCCCAGUAUGGGGUGACUGGUUUUCCAACCAUCAAGUUCUUUGGUGAAGACAAGUUUAAGCCUACUGACUACUCAAGCCAGCGUACAGCAAGUGCCAUUGUGGACUUUGCUAUUUCACAGGCCAGAAGUGUAGCUUCAUCUCGUCUGUCAGGGAAGAAGUCCAGUGGAGGGAGCAAAAGCAGUGGUGGAAAUACAGGAGAUCCCAAAGAUGUAGUUGAAAUUACUGACAGUAAUUUUGAGGAAGAGGUGCUGAACUAUGAUGGCAUGGUCCUUGUAGAGUUUUAUGCUCCCUGGUGUGGCCAUUGCAAGAACUUGGCUCCUCACUGGGCUCAAGCAGCAACAGACCUUAAAGGAAAGGUCAAAGUGUGUGCUAUUGAUGCAACUGUCAACACAGUUAUGUCAAACCGGUAUGGGAUUCGAGGAUUCCCUACCAUCAAAAUGUUCCCAGCAGGCAAAAAGGAUGGUGAAGCAGAAGAUUAUGAUGGAGGACGAACUGCAUCGGAUAUUGUACAGUGGGCCUUGGAUAAACUUGCAGAAAACGUUCCCCCACCAGAGCUAAAGGAGAUUGUGAGCAGCACAGACCUGCAGGACAACUGUGAAGGUCGCCAGCUUUGUAUAAUCUCUGUGCUCCCUCAGCUUUUGGAUUGCCAGUCAAAAUGCCGAAAUGACUACCUAGACAUUCUUCGAACUUUAGGAGAAAAAUUUAAGAAAAACUUGUGGGGGUGGCUUUGGACUGAGGCUGGGGCCCAAUCUGAGCUUGAGGAAUCGCUGGACAUUGGAGGAUCAGGCUACCCAGCUUUAGCAGCUGUAAAUUUGAAAAAGAUGAAGUACUCUCCACUCAGAGGUCCUUUCAGUGAGAAAGGCAUUCACGAAUUUUUGAGGGAUCUCUCUUAUGGAAAAGGCUCCACAGCACCUUUGAGGAGUGCAAAACUUCCCAAAUUAAAUGCUCGGGAACCAUGGGAUGGCAAAGAUGCUGAGAUGCCAGAAGAGGAAGACAUUGAUUUGAGUGAUAUUGACUUCGAUGAUGAGUCGAAGGAUGAAUUGUGAUGAGCAGAAGUUAACCAUUUAGCUCUCAUCUUCAAGGGAGAACUAUUCAUGAAUUCAGUUGUACUGACAUUUCACAUUUGUGUAUAUACUGGCAUACCACUGUUUCAUAUUUUUGUCUGGGAGAGUAGUGAGUUGGUUGGAAGUUUAUCUGGCUAUGAGAGAUAAAUGUCAUGAGUGCUAGCAAAUCCAUCCCAAUUUCUCAGAAACUUACACGUUAUCAUGAGCAUUAUGUGUAUGGAAGAAUAAAUUAUAAAUUUUUGGCAUGAAAAUGACAUGAAAUUAAAAGCAUUUUUGUUUUCUGUACAA
This is a messenger RNA of Pomacea canaliculata, 1756 nucleotides long. RefSeq names its product protein disulfide-isomerase A6 homolog. The record is from RefSeq and is a predicted model, not a curated record. Gene Ontology annotation, cellular component: endoplasmic reticulum lumen. Gene Ontology annotation, biological process: response to endoplasmic reticulum stress. Lineage: Eukaryota; Metazoa; Mollusca; Gastropoda; Architaenioglossa; Ampullariidae. Bases 140 to 1450 code for a protein of 436 amino acids. Gene Ontology annotation, molecular function: protein-disulfide reductase activity; protein disulfide isomerase activity. The transcript has 12 exons.